Rana temporaria (common frog) is the source of this 4975-nucleotide messenger RNA. It is a transcript of the gene ABCC3, whose product is annotated as ATP binding cassette subfamily C member 3. Gene Ontology annotation, cellular component: membrane. The coding region runs from base 200 to 4801 and encodes 1533 amino acids. The record is from RefSeq and is a predicted model, not a curated record. Gene Ontology annotation, biological process: transmembrane transport. NCBI's taxonomy places the organism in Eukaryota, Metazoa, Chordata, Amphibia, Anura, Ranidae. The transcript has 31 exons. Gene Ontology annotation, molecular function: ABC-type transporter activity; ATP binding; ATP hydrolysis activity.
AGUCAUCACGCAUAAGCAAAAAAAAGAGAAAAAAUAAGAAAAGUCCACCCACUCAAGUUGGUUCGUUCAGUGUGCGCUCCAUCCAGCGCAGGGAGGCUUGAUGGUGGACGCGUCUUUUUGCCGGCUAGGAGUGGAGCUGCCUCCAUGUUCAUAGGAAGGACUGUCUGUUGCCGCGACAAACAGCUGGAGUGACCGCGACAUGGACGCGUUUUGUGGAAGCGGCGGGCGACUGGGCUCAAAAUUCUGGGACGCCAACCUGACGCUUUACACCGACUCCCCGGAUCUGACGCCAUGCUUCCAGAACACCAUCGUCGCCUGGAUCCCCUGCAUCUACCUCUGGGCCCUGCUCCCUUUUUAUAUUAUUUAUCUAAGAUACAAUAGAAGAGGAUAUAUUGUGCUGUCUGUGCUCUGCAAGGUCAAAACGCUGAUUGGCGUUCUGCUUUGGUGCGUGUGCUGGGCGGACCUCUUCUACUCCUUCCAUAAACUUAUACGGGAAGAGGCUCCGCCUCCCGUCUUCUUUGUUACACCUCUAAUCGUCGGAAUCACAAUGAUUGCAGCGACGAUUCUUAUCCAUUACGAGAGGCUGAAAGGCGUCCAAUCUUCCGGCAUUCUCAUCAUUUUCUGGUUCUUGGCCACACUUUGCGCCAUUGUUCCUUUCCGGUCGAAGGUCAUGUCCUCCGUGAAACAGGACGUCUCGGACCGAUUCCGCUUCACCACCUUCUUUAUUUAUUUCACCCUUCUGGUGUUGGCGCUCAUCCUGUCUUGUUUUAAGGAGGCCCGCCCCUUCUUCUCCCCCGUCUCCUCCGACUGUAAUCCUUGUCCAGAGUCUGACGCCGGCUUCCUCUCAAGAUUGACAUUUUGGUGGUUUACAAAGAUGGCGAUAUUGGGCUAUAAGAGGCCCCUGGAAGACAAAGACCUUUGGUCAUUGAAUGAAGAUGACAAAUCCAUAGUAGCUGUGUCUAAACUGAUCAAAGAGUGGGACAUAGAAAAGACCAAGUUAAGGAAUAGUGAAGUGCAAUUCGCCAAAGCCCAAGAAGCGGAAAUGAACCACGUGAGCGAAAAACCAACGGAGACUGACGUUCUGAUCGUCAACAACAAGAAAGUGAAAGAUCCGUCCUUCCUGAAAGUUCUGAUCAGGGCGUUUGGGCCGUUCUUCUUAAUCGGGUCCGUGUUCAAGCUUUUCCAGGAUCUCCUGUCCUUCGUCAAUCCCCAAUUAUUAAGCAUCCUGAUACAUUUCGUCAAAGACCCCAGUGCGCCGGCCUGGUGGGGAUUCAGCAUCGCUGCGCUGAUGUUUCUUUCCUCCGUCGUUCAAACCCUCAUCCUUCACCAGCACUUCCAGUAUUGCUUCGUCACCGGGAUGCGUCUGAGAAGCGCCAUCACCGGGAUCAUAUACCGAAAGUCUCUGGUCAUCACGAAUGCCGCAAAGCGAUCAUCUACCGUCGGCGAAGUGGUCAAUCUGAUGUCGGUGGACGCUCAGCGAUUCCAGGACCUCACCACCUUCCUGAACAUGCUGUGGUCGGCUCCUCUGCAGAUCUUUCUGGCUCUUUAUUUCCUUUGGGAGACAUUGGGGCCUUCUGUCCUAGCAGGAGUGGCUGUCAUGGUCCUGCUCAUCCCCAUUAAUGCUUUUAUUGCCAUGAAGACCCGUGCCUUCCAGGUGGAGCAGAUGCAGUACAAGGACUCCAGAAUUAAACUGAUGAACGAGAUCCUCAACGGCAUUAAAGUCCUCAAACUCUACGCCUGGGAGCCGUCGUUUGCCCAGAAGGUCCUGGAGAUCCGCAGCAAAGAGCUGAACGUCCUGCGGAAGGCGGCCUAUCUCAACGCUCUGUCCACCUUCGCCUGGACCAGCGCCCCCUUCUUGGUGGCGCUGACCACGUUUGCGGUGUAUGUCAGCGUUAAGGAGACGAACAUUCUGGAUGCAGAGAAAGCGUUCGUGUCGCUCUCACUGUUCAAUAUCCUGAGAUUCCCUCUGAAUAUGCUGCCCCAGGUCAUCAGCAACCUGGCACAGGCUAGCGUCUCCAUAAAAAGAAUUCAGAAUUUCCUGGCCAAUGAUGAGCUAGACCCUGAUGCCGUGAACAAGGAUAAGACUCUUCCUGGAAAUGCCAUCACGGUGCACAAAGGGACAUUCAGCUGGGCGAGAAGCAGCGAACCGGUUCUAGAUAACAUCAAUUUACUGGUCCCCACCGGCUCACUGGUUGCUAUAGUCGGCCACGUCGGCUGUGGAAAGUCGUCUCUGGUGUCGGCUCUCCUUGGAGAAACGGAGAAGUUGGAAGGGGAUGUCUCCAUCAGGGGUUCGGUUGCCUACGUCCCCCAGCAGGCCUGGAUACAGAAUUCCACCCUGAAGGACAACAUUCUCUUUGGCCGGCCAGAUAGUGAGAAGAACUACAAGAAGGUUCUGGAAGCAUGUGCCCUGGUCACGGACUUGGAGAUGCUGCCGGGAGGAGACCAGACGGAGAUCGGCGAGAAGGGUAUUAACCUAUCCGGAGGCCAGAAGCAGAGGGUCAGCUUGGCUCGGGCUGUUUACAGCAAUUCUGAUGUGUAUCUCUUGGAUGACCCCCUCUCUGCCGUGGACGCUCACGUCGCUAAGCACAUCUUUGACAAUGUCAUUGGACCCGAUGGACUGCUGCGAGGGAAGACUCGGCUCCUGGUCACUCACGGUAUCAGUUUUCUGCCACAAGUCGAUCACAUUGUGGUCAUUGUGGACGGGAGGGUGUCCGAAACGGGAUCCUAUCAGGAACUGAUGAAGCAAAAUGGCGCUUUUGCCGAAUUCCUGCGGAACUACGCCUUUGACGAUGACGUGGAAGAGGAAGAGCCGACAAUCCUGGAUGAGGAGGAGGUGUUACUGGCGGAGGAAACGCUGAGCAAUCACACCGACCUGGUAGACAACGAGCCCAUCGCCAACGAGGCCCGCAAAAAGUUCAUCAGGCAGAUCAGCGUCCUGUCAUCGGACUCGGACCCGACGCCGCACGCCUUGUCCACGCGGAGGAGGGUCUGUGAGAGGAAGACGUCUGAGACGGUUGCAGUAAAGAAACCGCCGGUGGAUAAACUCAUCCAGACAGAAACCACCGAGACGGGGAGGGUGAAGAUGACGGUAUUCUGGCAAUAUGCUAAAGCGGUUGGCCUCCCAGUGUCUCUAUUUAUUUGCUUCCUAUACUGCUGCCAGAAUGCCUCCGCCAUUGGGGCCAACGUGUGGCUCAGCGACUGGACUAGUGAGGCCAUCAUCAAUGGGACGCAGCAAAAUACACAGAUGCGACUCGGCGUUUACGCAGCCCUUGGAUUGUUACAAGGUCUGCUGGUGAUGGUGUCCUCCUUCACGUUGGCCAUGGCGGGUAUUGGUGCUGCCCGAAAGCUGCAUGAGGCCCUCCUGGACAAUAAGAUGCACACACCGCAAUCCUUCUACGAUACGACGCCGAUCGGACGCAUCAUCAACCGGUUCUCCAAAGACAUAUAUGUGAUCGAUGAGGUCAUCCCCCCAACCAUCCUCAUGUUCCUGGCGACAUUUUUCACAUCUUUGUCCACCAUGAUAGUGAUCGUGUCCAGUACGCCACUCUUCGCCGUUGUCAUUAUACCGCUGGCAUUUGUCUACGUAUUUGUACAGAGGUUCUAUGUAGCAACUUCCCGGCAAUUAAAGCGCCUGGAGUCGGUCAGCAGGUCCCCCAUAUAUUCCCAUUUCUCAGAGACCAUCACGGGUGCCAGUAUCAUCAGGGCCUAUGGGAGGCAAACCAGUUUCAUCCAAUUCAGUGACAACAAGGUGGAUGACAACCAAAAGAGCUACUACCCGGGCAUCGUGUCCAACAGGUGGCUGGGAAUACGGGUGGAGUUUGUUGGCAAUUGUGUUGUUCUCUUCGCGGCUCUAUUUGCAGUUAUUGGUAGAGAAAGCCUCACCCCGGGGCUUGUGGGUCUCUCCGUGUCCUAUGCAUUGCAGGUGACCAUGUCACUUAACUGGAUGGUGCGGAUGACCUCCGACCUGGAAACAAACAUCGUGGCUGUGGAACGUGUCAAGGAAUAUUCUGAGACCGAGACGGAGGCUCCUUGGAGUAUAGACGAUAAGAAGCCGGGAGAGGGCUGGCCAACUAAAGGUGAAGUCGAAUUAUCCAACUACUCUAUCCGGUAUAGACCCGGCUUGGAUUUGGUGCUGAAAAACUUGAACCUGAAAGUUAAAGGAGGAGAAAAGGUUGGGAUUGUGGGAAGGACGGGAGCCGGAAAGUCUUCCAUGACGCUGUGCCUCUUCCGGAUCCUGGAGGCUGCUGAGGGAAUUAUCACCAUCGAUGGUGUAAAUAUUGCUGAGAUUGGACUUCACGACCUUCGAUCUAUGCUCACUAUUAUCCCACAGGACCCGGUGCUAUUUUCAGGGACUCUGAGGAUGAACCUGGACCCCUUUGAUAAAUAUUCUGAGGAUGAAAUUUGGAAAGCACUGGAGUUAUCCAACCUGAAGAAGUUUGUCUCCAGCCAGACCGAAAAACUGGACUACGAGUGUGCGGAGGGUGGAGAAAAUCUGAGUGUUGGUCAGCGUCAACUGGUAUGUCUCGCCCGAGCUCUCCUACGUAAAACCCGCAUCCUCAUCCUGGAUGAAGCCACGGCCGCCAUUGACCUGGAGACUGACGACCUCAUCCAAAUGACCAUCCGGACACAGUUUGAGGACUGCACAGUGCUGACAAUCGCACACAGGCUCAACACCAUCAUGGAUUACACAAGGGUUCUCGUCCUCGACAAGGGGAGAAUAGCUGAAUUCGAUACGCCCACCAACCUCAUAGCAUCUAAAGGAAUAUUUUACGGCAUGGUGAAGGAUGCUGGACUGGCCUAAAUGUGUUUUUUCUUUUGUUUCAAAUGUUUUGUUACAGACUGUCCGUCUUUUUUUUUUUUUUUACAGCUCCAUUUUGUAAAUAAUAUUGACAAAACUGGUUUAUUUUGAGUUCUCUCAACAUAUCAAAGAAAAAAAUUAUUUUUAAAGGGACUGCCGUUUUUUUUUAUUUCCAGA